GAAACUGCCGUUAGUUCGGUUUUAGCUCUGAAACGGUAUUGACGGUCUUUCAGCUAAACUACGCGCAAACUUUUUUCAUUUCAACAAUUUGCUAAGCAAAAAAAAGAUACAAAUUACAAGUGUUGGAAAAUAGCAUCACAUCAAUAACAACAACAUGCUUAUUGUUCAACUGUCACCUAUUUUCAACGAGAAUUUUUAUUAAAUUAUCCUUAACUCGACUAAAGUAUAAAAAAAGAAACAACGUUUAAAAAAUCUGUAGGGAAAUUUGAAAUGUCACAAAAAGUGUUUUUAAUUUUCUUUUCCAAAAAUGAUGUAAAAAUAAGAAAAAAUACAUGAUUUUAAUAAAAAUUUAAGAAAAUUUAAGUGUGAUCACCAUUAACAAUGGAGUGCGUGAGUGUGUAAAAAAUAUAAAAAAGUAUUUAUGGAAAUAGAAAAAUUGGAGUAAAUUGUUUAAAAUAAUUAAAAUUUUUUUAGUGUAAUUAACGCUUAACGUUUUUCAGAGCUCUUAACAAAUUUUACGGUCGCGUUUAAGUUUAUAUGUAUGUUUCAACAUGUCGCAAGAUGAUUAAAUUGUCAUUAGCUUGUUCCCAUGGUGGACUUUAAGAAAAAAUGCCUGCUUUAAAUAAAAAUGGAAAAUUAAAUACAUAAAGAUUUAAAAGCAAAAAAAUAAAAGAAAAAGUUUUUCUGUCAGUAAAACAAACAAAAUCGAGAAAUUAAAUAAAUUAAGUGAGUAGAGAGUGACACAAGUGUUUAUAAACGUUGAGCUACAUAGCACGUUUAUGAGUCUUAAUUAGCAGUACACAGAUAGUUUCAGCUGAUGUAAGCAUUAAAUCAAAACGCCUGCACAAACAUAAGGAGCAAAAAAACAAAAUAUACAACAGCAAAAGAAACAAAUUGAAAUAAAUCCUUACAGAAUAGACAAAAAAUCGUAUACUGGUCAUAGACCCAGCAAGAUAUUUUGUUGAACUGUCUGUCAGCUAAACAAAUCCAACCCACCCACCCAUAUAACGGGUUUCAUUCAUGCUCUUAUAUAAACAUCUUUUUCAACACAUCACAUCCCAGUGUGCAUACAUGUAUGCGUGGCUGCUUGCGUGCCUGCCUGCCACAGUUGUGAAUGAGUUUGUAUGAGUAUUUAUAGAAUCCAAGACGACAGACGAAGGACCCCCACAUGAGUCGAUGAUAUUUGUUGUUGUUGAUUUGUAAUGUGCACAAGUAUUGGUAAUGGUAUUAUAACAAUUUAAUGUUAUGCGUUUGUUGCCAAGGAUAUAUCAUCUCAAAUAAAAAGGAACAAACAGCAGCAACAACAACAACAGUAUCAUUAAAAUAGAAAAUACUGAAAGAGAAGAAGAUGAUUUACAAAUUGAAAUGUUUUUAAAAAGGCGUUUUUAUGGCCAAAAACAGCAUAAAAUCAUCAGCCGCUAAACGUAUGAAAAUUUCAGGCUAACUGAAUUUGGUUGGUUGUCCGUUCGGUCAAUGGCCCUUUUUAAAUCAUUGAUAACUACUACUAUUGCAGCUCCCUCUACUAUUGCUGCCCCACAAACAGCAACUAACUGCCCCUUGGCUCAACAUCAACAUCAUUCUUUGUAACUGUAUGGAUGGACCCAUUAAAGUAAUCCUAAAUAAUACAGAAAACUGUAAGAAAAAAGCAUAAAAAGGAAUUCUUAAUAAAAUGUCAGAAAUGCCAACAGCAUCGACAUUUCAAUUUUAAAUGUGUGUAUGAAUGAGUGCGCUAUUUUUAUUUUCGCCCAAAAUCACAGGAAACAAACAAAAAAGCGAAAAAACAGCAAAACGAAAAAGAUAACUAACGAAAAGUUUUCAGAAAAACAAAUAUUACAACUUGAUCAUAAAAGGACCUAAACUAGAGCAACAAUUGCUCAAAAAUAAAAAAUAAAUUUGAACAGCCAAAAACGAACAAAAACUGACAACCAGUAAUAAUGUUUUCAUCAACACAAAUCAUUUUGUGUUGCUCUUAGCGCUGCAAAAAAUAAAUAAUUGUUUAACAAAAAAUCUCCGAAAAAAAAGAAUUUAAUUAAAACAACAACCCCACUUUACAACUCGACUACUCUACUCUCGACUCUUUUACACAUUUUCAACAACCAAAACAAUUAUACUUUGACCAAAUUAUAUACCAAAAAACAAAAAAUAAAUAAAAACCCAAAUUAUAAAUAAAAUCUAAAAGAAACAAAAUAUAUUUAAAUUUAUAAAAAAAGAAAAUGCAAAAAAUAAUAACCCAACAAUCAUUGAACUCUUCUACUGUUGUGGUGGUGGUGGCGGCUGAUGUCUUUAGCAAAAUGAAAUUAAAAGAUCCUUUGGAAACGCCUUUCAAGUUACAAAAAACGGAUGUUGCUGUUGUAGCUGCUUCUGCUCCCAGCAAUAUAUGUCAACAUUGUCAUCGUCUUUAUCAGGAAAAGCAUUAUCAGCAACAUAACGAACGUCAUCAUCAUCACCAACAACAACAACAACAGAAUCACCAACAUCAUCAGCAUCACAAUCAUCGCUAUCGCCAGUCAACAGCAGCAAUACAUUGGAUUAAAAAUCUUCAUUUCGUCUGGUUUGUGAUAACAUCCUUAUUAGCUGCACAUCUGCCUGGAUAUUGUUGUGGUCAACAGCAGAAAUUCCGUGUGACACCGCAUGAUUUACAAGUGCUGGAAGGUGCUGAGGCCAUGUUGCGUUGUGAAGUUACAAAUUUAGCCGGUGCUGUGCAAUGGACAAAAGACGGGUUUGCACUGGGGUUUUCAGCGGUAAUACCGGGAUUUCCUCGUUACUCUGUAUUGGGUGAUCGCAAACAGGGUGCUUACAAUUUAAGAAUAUCGAAUGCCUCCAUAACCGAUGAUGCUGAAUAUCAGUGUCAAGUGGGUCCAGCCCGUUUGAAUUCUGCCAUACGUGCUAAUGCCAAACUCACUGUUAUAUCACCACCUUCAUCUAUUGAAAUUAAGGGUUAUACGAACAACGCCAAAGUGGAGGUUCGAGAAAAUCAAGACUUAACCUUAAAGUGUAUUGUAUCAAAUUCAAAACCUGCCGCACAAAUUGUCUGGUAUCGAGGAAACGUAGAGUACAAACCGGAAAAUCGCAACGAUAAAGUCGAGGAGACGACACCGAAACGUUUUACCACCACCUCAAGUUUAAAAUUGAAACCCACUGCCGAUGACGAUUACACGGAGUAUACAUGCCAAGCGAAGCAUAAAGCUUUGGCGCCUGAUAUGCCCAUGCGUUCCACAGUACAACUGUCAGUUUUGUAUCCCCCUGGCCCACCAUAUAUUGAAGGUUAUACACAAGGCGAAACCUUAAGACGAGGACAAACUGUGGAAUUAAUUUGCCGCAGUAGAGGAGGAAAUCCACCAGCUCAAUUAAUAUGGUACAAAAAUGGUUCACAAAUUCGUAUGGCUUAUAGAACGUCAGGACGUUUGUCGGAGAACAUUUAUACGUUCACAGCAGAGGCCAGUGACAACAAGGCUCGAUUUAGGUGUGAAGCCAGCAACGUCAUGUCACAGACACCACUUAAAGCUGAAGUUGAUCUCACAGUUUUAUUUGCUCCAACACAUGUUUCAAUAUCGGGAUCAACGGAGGCACGAGUGGGCGAUGUAGUGCCACUUACAUGCACAACGGCAGCCUCUAAUCCGCCGGCUGAAAUAAAGUGGAUGGUUGGCGGUCGCCAAAUACGAAAUGCGACAUCACGCACAACCGUCAGUCCCGAAGGUGGCUGGAUUACAAUUUCAAAUAUAACGGCUGUCAUUGAGCCCAACAAACGUUCGCUGGUUGUCAUCUGUCACGGUCUCAACAUGCAGUUAACGGAGAAUGUUGUCUCCACCCAUACAGUCAAUGUUUUGUAUCCCCCCAUACCACCUAUAAUUUCCGGUUACAUAGAAGGACAAAUUAUACCGGCCGGUUCGGUACAGAAACUUUUGUGUGUUUCUUCUGGUGGAAAUCCUUUAGCUACACUAACUUGGUACAAAAACGAUAAAAGGAUAAACUCUGUAAUACGCACUGCCGACAAGUCUGUUUCAGCUGAAAUAACAAUUCUGGCAAAUGUAACCGAUAAUCAAGCUCAAUAUCGUUGUGAGGCAUCAAAUAGUGCCACAGAAAUACCACUUUUUGAAUCAACCACAUUAAGCGUGCAUUUUGCCCCCGAAACCGUCAAGAUACGCAUUGAACCGGAAGAAUUGAAACCAGGCAUAGAGGCGACUAUAAUUUGUGAUUCUAGUUCUAGCAAUCCACCUGCUAAAUUAUCCUGGUGGAAGGAUGGCAUACCAAUUGAGGGUAUAAAUAAUACGUCUAAGCCUGGUCUUUGGGGUGGUACCGUCUCAACGUUGGAAUUUAAAGUAAACAUCACACAGGAAAUGAACGGCAUAGUUUACACAUGUCAAAGUGCCAACGAGGCACUACAGCGUAGUGUUCAUGAAGCCAUAAGCCUGGAUGUGCUGUAUCGUCCCAAAUUUGUGCCACCACCUUCGUCGACGGCGGUCGGUGUAGAGGGUGAAUCACUGCUGGUUGCCUUGCAGGCCAAUGCCAAUCCCAUGUCAAUUACUUACACUUGGUCAAGAGAUGGUCAAACAAUACCCAGUGCUGUUAAUGGGGCAGAGCCACGCAUCUUUGCCGAUGGCUCCAAGUUGAAUUUUACAAAAUUGCAUCGCAAUGAUGCCGGGCUGUAUGUGUGUGAGGCACGCAAUUCCCAAGGCACAGCUCGCAUUAAUGUCAGCGUGGUAGUAGAAUAUGGCACCACCAUAAAAGCGGUUUCAGAAAAUGUCAUUGUCAAUCCCGGUGAAGACGCCAUGUUAUCGUGUACGGUGGAGGGUAAACCUCUAACAGAGGAUCACGUAAAAUGGGAAAGAUUGGGCUAUGAUAUGACCAUAAAAACCUCAUCAACAUUUGCCAAUGGCACCUCGUAUUUACACAUUAAAGAUGCUCAACGUGAAGAUGUUGGUAAUUUCCGUUGCAUUGCUGAUAAUCGUGUUGCCAAUCCCACUAGUCGCGAUGUUUUGCUGAUAGUCAAAUUUGCACCGGAAAUUGAUAAAUCACCCACUCUGCUGCGAGCUGCUAGUGGUACAGGUGAACGUGGUCGUUUGCCUUGUCGUGCUCAGUCAUCACCCAAACCUAAGUUUAUAUGGCGCCAAGAAGGUAAAGAUUUGCCAGUUAAUCGUUCCUAUAAAUACGAAGUAGAAGAAAAGAAAAUCGACUCUCUGACGUACGAGUCAAUAUUGAUUGUAGAAAAGGUUGCUCCUGCCGAUUAUGGAGCCUACGAAUGUGUGGCAAAAAAUGAUCUGGGCCAGGCAAUUGAGACGGUACGUUUGGACAUAACGUCACAACCCGAUACACCUUUAAGCUUGAACAUCUUAAAUGUCACCCACGACUCUGUGACGGUAGCCUGGACUCCAGGCUUUGAUGGAGGUAUAAAGGCUUCUUAUAGAGUACGUUUUAGAGAGGCAAAUCGUGAGCAAUACAAAUAUAUUGAUGGUCUACCAAACAGUCAUAAACUGACCAUAAAUGGCCUUAAAAUGAAUACAUUGUAUCUAUUUUCGGUAAUGGCAUACAAUGAUUUAGGUGAGAGCAAAUACUUGCCUGACCUGCAAAAAGCCCAUACAAAAGAAGCACCGCCACCAUCACAGCCAGCUUCAUCAUUGGGUGGACCUCCUACGACGAGUGCCACACCAUUGGGUGGCUCUUCGGGUCUACUGCUGUUGGUUGGUGUAGCAUCUGGCAUAACAAUAGUGGCUUUGAAUAUACUCAUCAUAGGUUGCUGUCUGCAUAAACGUAAUCAAAAGCGUCUCAAACGAGAAUUUACGUUGCGUUAUACUUUUUUUUCACUCCCUGAUGGAGAAAAAUUAGAAAAAGAAACAAAAUCUGUUAAAUAAGUGAAUCAAAAGGAA
Molecule: messenger RNA, 5864 nt
Organism: Lucilia cuprina (Australian sheep blowfly)
Lineage: Eukaryota; Metazoa; Arthropoda; Insecta; Diptera; Calliphoridae
Product: nephrin
Exons: 18
Coding region: 2214-5849 (1211 amino acids)
Biological process (GO): cell-cell adhesion
Cellular component (GO): cell-cell junction
Molecular function (GO): cell adhesion molecule binding
Source: RefSeq, a predicted model, not a curated record